Messenger RNA from Microplitis mediator, 598 nucleotides. RefSeq lists its product as uncharacterized. Lineage: Eukaryota; Metazoa; Arthropoda; Insecta; Hymenoptera; Braconidae. The transcript is spliced from 3 exons. The record is from RefSeq and is a predicted model, not a curated record. Bases 80 to 439 code for a protein of 119 amino acids.
UUGCUGCUGAGAGCUAUUCUCAGUGUGCAAUUCGACUUGUUGAAGUGAAGGUGAAUAAAAUAAAAAAAAAAAUUUUGAAAUGUAUGCCACCGACGAACAUAUCCAGGGCUUCUCGUCCUGGAUGCAAUACGUCAUUCACCGCGGUGGAUCCAGGACCAUCUUACAGAUGGGUGUUCUCGUGGGUAGCUUGGUCGGGUUUAUAAACCCGACCAAUGCUAUCGAGGUGAUAGACGUGGUGUGGUCGAUGGCUGCGGGGCAUCUUCCACCGGAAUUGAUCCAGGCUCGGUGGUUCUUCGAAGGUGCCCUGGAGUCCACGGGGCCAUUUGAGGUUGUCAUGGCCCCCAACCAUGAGGAGAUCGAGGUAUUGUCGGUCUGCCUCAUGGAGACGGCCGAGAGCCUGUUACGCGACUGGACUCGGGAACUCCUAAGGCUCCAGUAGGGUUCCACGGUCGAAUAGGGGAAGAGGCAGAGGGAAGCCGAAAAAGAGAGGAAAAAAAAAAAAAAAAAAUUUUAUACCAUAAUUAAUAAAUAUUAAGUGUUAUAAAUAUCCAAAAAAAAAUUCAAUUUCGUGUGUGGUGUUUUUUUUCUUUCCAAUAAU